AUGGCGGCCAUGGCCACGGACUUCCCCUCGCCGGCUCCGGCCGCCGCAAAGCUCCCCGCGCCUCCGUACCACCACUCCCCCGCGGCCGAGGAGGCCAUGACGCCGCCGCCGAAGCCGGCGGGCCAGGGCCAGCGGUCGCCUCUCCCGUCGCCGCUGCAGCUGUCAGGGUCAGGGUACUCGCUCCACGACCUGCUCCUGCUCUCCCCGUCCCCGACCUCCCGCCGCAGCCGGUCCAGGCAGCGCGGCGCGGGCGUCGACUCCAGCCUGGAGAUGGCGGGGACGCCUCCGAGGCGGACGCGUCGCGCGGCGGCGCCCGCGGGGGCCUCGCCGAGGAACGGGAGGCGCGCUAGGCGGAGGCUGGAGAAGGAGGUCGAGCCGCAGGAGGACGCCAUUCGGAAGGCGCGCAGGAGGAAGCCCACCUGGGCGGCGCCGAAGGCCGCAGCCGCGGUGGCCGUGGCUGCGGCGGUCGCAGAGAAGGAGGAUGACAUGAGCUUGGCUUUGGUCCCUGCUCCAUCCGAUGCCCCGCACGUCACGACGGCUGACGCUCUGGAACAGUCCGGGUGGGAAGGUCUCUGGGAAAGGAUCGUCGAGCUGGUGAUGUGGAAGGACGUCGCGAAAUCAGCGCUCUGGUUCGGGCUGGGAUCCAUGUUCUUCUUCGCCUGCUCCUUCUCAAGAGAGAUCACCUUCAGCCCGAUCUCUGCAUUCUGUCACCUGGGCGUCAUGAUCUUAGGCCUAGCCUUCUUGAAAGAUUCUGUGCCACAGAGCCAGCCGCUGGAGACUGGAAGGAACUUCCAGUUGACUGAAGAAGAUUUGCUUCGUGCUGCCAGAGCCGUGUUGCCGUUUGCUAACUCCUUGAUAUCUACGGCACAAGUGAUCUUCUCGGGUAACCCGUCGAUGACUCUCAAAGUAUUGCCUGUUCUUCUGUUCGGUGCAAAAUAUGGUAGUCUGGUUACCUUAUGGAGGCUUCUAGCCACAGGAUUUUUCUCCAGUUUUACACUCCCCAAGCUGUAUAUGUGCUAUUCGACUCAAAUUCAUAGAACAGUCGAGAAUGUUAGAGACCGGGCUCUAGAAGCAUGGAAGUCUUGCCCCCGCAAGAAACUCGUUGCGGGCACAGCAGUGACAAUGUGCUGGAAUUUGUUUAGCAUCAAGACACGCUUCCUGGCAGCCUUCAUUUCAGUAGUAAUACUGCGCUACAAUCAUCAGUACCACAAGGCUGAUGUGAACCCAGAAGUUAAAUGUUGCCAAGAUGACCAAGAGCAGGAAAUGGAGGUGAAACCAUAGAAAACUGAAGUAUAUCGGCAUCUUGCCGCUGGAAAGCUUGUAACGUUUAGAACUCGUUAUUUCUGUACAAUAAUGGUCAGUUCCAUGUCCAGUGGUUCUACUUUGUGUCUGGCUACCAGCUAACUUCAACAUCAGGACUGGCUCUACCGUAACCGUAGCAUAAGUAUCCAUCCUAGUGCAGUCAAUGGCCAUGGAUAGAAUUGCCAUAAUGGUUUAUGAAAUAGUUGCAUAUGUGUAUUUACCAGAGAUGGGCAUUUGAGCCGAUAUAUAUAAUGGCACUCAAGUU
This is a messenger RNA of Lolium rigidum, 1567 nucleotides long. RefSeq names its product reticulon-like protein B18. The record is from RefSeq and is a predicted model, not a curated record. Bases 1 to 1281 code for a protein of 426 amino acids. Lineage: Eukaryota; Viridiplantae; Streptophyta; Magnoliopsida; Poales; Poaceae. The transcript is spliced from 8 exons.